Molecule: messenger RNA, 1451 nt
Organism: Cyprinodon tularosa
Lineage: Eukaryota; Metazoa; Chordata; Actinopteri; Cyprinodontiformes; Cyprinodontidae
Gene: ino80b
Product: INO80 complex subunit B
Exons: 6
Coding region: 220-1239 (339 amino acids)
Biological process (GO): chromatin remodeling
Cellular component (GO): Ino80 complex
Source: RefSeq, a predicted model, not a curated record
GUAUAUAAAGAUUUUAUUUGAACGGAUAAACUUAUUUGUAUUCCGACAAAGGGGCUAACAAUAAACACUAUUCGGAAUAGCCGCUAAUGUCAGUUAAAGUUGAAUAAUGGUUGCUUGUCGUCUGUUGCGGUAGAAAACGAAGAGAAAGGAAAGACGUUUAGAUAAAAUCUCGAUCUGCGUUGAGAUGUAGAGCUGCAAACGUUGUCUUCUGUCGUUUCAAUGGGAAAACGGAAAGACAUGAUUCACCCCAGGUUCCUUGGCGAAGGCAGCUCCAGCCUGCACAGCAUCCACAAACGGAAACACAAAAAACACAAAAAGCACAAGAAGAAACAUCACAGCUUUGCUGAGACCCCAGAGCCAGAACCGAUCCCUGUCCCUAUCCCAGUCCCGAUCCCUCGACCUCCGUCUCAGUUCAGGCUGAAGAUCAAACUGGGAGGGCAGACUCUGGGCACCAAGAGUGUUCCCACCUUCACGGUCCACCCUGGCGUGGCUCGUCCUCCCUCACCGUUGAUGAUAUUAGACAAUGAUGUGGACGACGAUGAUGAAAAUGACGACGACGAUGAACCCUCUGUGCCUUUGGAGCAGUAUCGAGCCUGGUUGGAUGAAGAUAGUAACAUGGCUGCGUCCCCUCUGCCAGACAUCGACUCUGACUCCAUGCUGGGUGGGCCUGUGGACGAGGAGGAAAGGUGGCUGGAUGCUCUGGAGAAGGGAGAGCUUGAUGACAAUGGAGAGCUAAAGAAGGAGAUUGAUGAGUCUCUACUCACUGCCAGACAGAAAGCCCUCCUGCACAAGCAGCAGAGUCAGCCUCUCCUGGAGCUGCCCAUGGGCUACAAGGAGAAGGAGAUGACAGCAGAGAUGAUGCAGAAACGGGAGGAGAGGGCCCGGAAGAGACGCCUGCAGGCUGCUAAGAAGGCGGAGGAGAACAAGAACCAGACUAUCGAGAGACUGACAAAAACCAGCAAGGCCAAGAUCAAAAGCCUCAAAGAGAGGAAGUCCAAGCAGAACCAGUGUCCCAUGGUUCGCUACAGCGACUCGGCUCAGGGAAUAGCCAUCUCUUUCCCGGCAGGGGUCCCCACUCCGUCAGCGGCACCUCCGGUUCCUCCACCUCCAGCUCCGGUGAACUGUGGCGUGAACGGAUGCAGCAACCUGAAAAAGUACUCGUGUUCAAAGACAGGGGUUCCCCUCUGCAGCCUGGAGUGUUACAGGAAGAACCUGCAGCUUGUGCAGAGCGCAGCUUGAACCAGAAUCCUUCAGAUAACUUAAUGUGAAAGUGUGGACAAAUAUUUAUGAUUUCUAUCAUGACUACAGAGAGGAGGCUUCCUAAGCUCUGAAAAAAACAGAAAAAAGAAGAACAUUUUGCUUUAUGUUUAAAAGACAUUACCUUCUUAACUCAAAAUCCAGCAAGAUCAAUGAAAUCUAUCUUGAAAUCAAUAAAAGGCUGUGGUAUUUUA